Messenger RNA from Durusdinium trenchii, 1167 nucleotides. Lineage: Eukaryota; Dinophyceae; Suessiales; Symbiodiniaceae. The record is from the annotation of a GenBank genome assembly.
AUGCUGCGAGUGGUGUCCUUCACCAGUGAUCCCAUCCUGGAAGUGGAGAUCUCAAACGAGAUCCUGGAGACUUUGUCCACCGAAACCUUAGCUUCCUUCAUCAAGAGACGGGUGUCUCAGCGACGGAGGGUGUCCAUCUUCCGUCAACGUCUGCUGUGUGGAGAGCACAUCAUCGCGGAUGGCGAGAUGUGGGAGGAACUUGGAAGACCCUGUGAGAUUCAGAUCAUGUUUGCACACUAUGUGAAUGACUACGCUGACGACCUGUUCACCGCGUCGAUGGCCGGCGACGAGGCCACCGCGCGGCAGGUGCUACGACAGCUGCAGGAUCCCAACGUCCUGGAUUCCGAGCAGCAGUCGCCCCUGUGGAAAGCUUCCGCGGCGGGUCAUGCCGGUUUGGUACAGCUGCUGUGCCAGGCAGAUGCGGAUUUAGAGAGCCGUGAUCAACAUAGCAAGACGCCCUUGACGGUCGCUGCGGAGGCGAACCACUUGGAAGUGGCGAGAUGUUUGGUGGAUGCGAGGGCGGACGUUGAUGCCUUAGACGAAGACUUCCUCACACCCCUGCUUUGGGCCACGGAGAGUGGGCAUUUACAGGUGAUGAGGCUGCUGAUUGAAGCCAAAGCUUCCAAGGAUGCCACAAACAAGAGGCAGGAGACACCGCUCUUUAUGGUUGCCACCAAUGGCUAUGCGACAGGUGUUCGGGUGCUGACGGAUGCCGGGGCUGACAUGGAGAAGGCUGAUGAGAGCGGCUACACCCCGCUCCACAGCGCCGCAGAGAAUGGACAUCUAGAAGCGGUUCACGUGCUGAUUGAUGCAGGCGCUUGCAUCAACAGUAGCGCCCAAAGCGGGGCGAGCCCGCUCUACGUGGCUGCCUCGCGUGGGCACCUGAGAUUGGUCAGCCUGCUGGUGGAAUGCCGGGCAGAUAAAGACCAAGCGGCCGAAGGCAUCACGCCACUCUUUGCAGCGGCCUUUGCCGGGCGUUUCGACGUGGCGCGGUUCCUGGUGCAACAGGGAGCGGACAGGAACCAGCGGCCGGGGCGUCAUGUGAACCUCCAGAGUCUCUGGCACGAGGCCUUUCAGUCGAAUUUCGGCCCCAAGAAGAAGGGCCAGGGCAAAGGUGGCAGAGGUGGCAGAGGUGGCAGAGGUCGAGGAAAGCCGUCGCUCUUCUGA